AACCUUUUCACUCACAUUCUGUUUUACGCAUCAAACCGAAAGCAAACUCACAAUCACAAUCACAAAAUUCAAAUUACAAUAAGAAGCAGCAGCAUGUCAUCGUGGCUAGCUCGGUCCCUAACAAACUCCCUCCGAAUCGAUGACAACGACGUCGUAGCGGACCCUCCAGCUGUUUCUCCCACAAGCCAACCACAUGAACAUCAUGAUAAUGCGCAUGGAUCGGAACCAGAAGACGACGAAGACGAAGAGGAUCAAGGCCAAGGCCGUGGAGUCAAAGAGGAUCUUGAUGAAAUCAAACAAACCCUAACUCGUCAAUUCUGGGGAAUGGCUAGUUUCCUCGCUCCUCCUCCACCUUCCAAUUCCAACCCUUCAUCUCCCCCUUCUCACGACCUCUACCAAGACUCUAUUCCCGAUCAUUCUCGGCCCGAUUAUUCCGACGUCGACCAACCUGAUCCUGAACCCAUCGGAUCCGAUUUCGGAGGGAACCACCAACCUGAAUUGGAGGAAUACGCUCCUGAACGCGCCGUUGGGAUCACCGACGAGGUUUUGUCCUUCGCCUUCAAUAUCGCUAUGCAUCCCGAGACCUGGCUCGAUUUUCCUAUUGAUGAGGAAGACGAUCCUCAAGAUUUUGACAUGUCCGAUGCACAACAAGAGCAUGCGGUGGCAAUUGAGAGACUUAUUCCUAGAUUGAAUGCACUCAGAAUUGAACUGUGUCCUUGCCAUAUGAGUGAAAGUUACUUCUGGAAAGUCUAUUUUGUGCUUUUGCAUUCAAGGCUUAAUAAAGAAGAUGCUUCCAUUUUGUCUACACCGCAGGUGAUGGAAGCCAGGGCAAUGUGGAUGCAGGAGCUGCACAAACAAACAAAGCCUGAAUUUGAGUUUUCCAGAAUAAGAACUAUGUACUCAAAAGGCCCUGUUCGGCAUGAUGAUUUUGCCUGCAGCUUAGUAGAUGAUGCCUAUUCUGAUGACCUUUCUCAUCAAACAUAUGGAUAUGAAACAACAUCUUUAUCCAUGCUAGCAGAUAAAGAGAUAGAGAAGCACACGAUUGCAGUUGAAAGUUCUGAAACACAUUUCAUUGACAAGUCUGUAAUUCAGGAAAAUACAAUCAUUAAAAAUGAGAACAAGGAUCUAAAAUGUGGCCAUUCCACUCAAAUUAUUACUCAGGACUAUGUUAAUGAUGAUGAUGAUAUUGAUUGGCCAGAGGAAGAUUCUGAUUUAGGAGAACCAAUUAUUUCCAUCGUGAAUGAAGAAGACAUAUCUUUUAGUGAUCUUGAAGAUGACGAUUAUGGCAUUAAGCCUAUUACUUGUAAUACAGGUUCAAAGGUGGCAUAAAGCUUCAAGCCAGAGAACAUGAUUGUGGUCAUUCAGGGCUACUUGAUCCUCACUUAGAAGUAAGAGCAUGAAGGACAGGUGGCUGAUGUUCAGAAAAACUUGACUACCUGUGUCUUUCUUGAGCUUCUUUUGUACAUAGUUGAAUGGUCAACAAGGUUUGGAAGUGUCAAGAUAUGUUACUUGAUAUUAUUUGAGGUUUUGAAUCGAACUUGUAACAUCUAUUACUAUGCAUUUGUUUGCCGCAAGGCUAAA
Molecule: messenger RNA, 1581 nt
Organism: Arachis ipaensis
Lineage: Eukaryota; Viridiplantae; Streptophyta; Magnoliopsida; Fabales; Fabaceae
Source: RefSeq, a predicted model, not a curated record